Chelonia mydas (Green sea turtle) is the source of this 2723-nucleotide messenger RNA. RefSeq names its product nuclear receptor subfamily 2 group F member 2 (gene NR2F2). Lineage: Eukaryota; Metazoa; Chordata; Testudines; Cheloniidae. The coding region runs from base 1170 to 2426 and encodes 418 amino acids. Gene Ontology annotation, biological process: anatomical structure development; cell differentiation; negative regulation of transcription by RNA polymerase II. The record is from RefSeq and is a predicted model, not a curated record. Gene Ontology annotation, molecular function: zinc ion binding; nuclear receptor activity; RNA polymerase II cis-regulatory region sequence-specific DNA binding. The transcript has 3 exons.
AGAAAGCACUCACCACUCUGCCAGCCCCGCUCCUAUACACCGCAGUCACUCCCUAGCCCCCCUUCUUAGCAUAUUUGAUCACUUUGAUUCUCAGUUCUUUUGCUUUUGCUUUUUUUUUUUUUUGGGUUUUUUUUUUUUUUUUUUUUUGGUGGGGGGGGGGUGAUUGUCCCUCCUGUGCCUCUUCUCGUCUUGCCUUUUUUUUUUUUUUUUUUUUUUUGCAUGAAGAACGAUGCAGUUUUCUAGGUUGUGAUCCGUCUUUUCCCUCCUCCUCUUCCUCCUCCUCCUUGCUCUCCUCUUUUAUCAUUAUCACUGGCUGGGCUCUAAGCUGGAGAGUUGACUCUUUCCCUUCACCUCCCCCUUCCCCCUCCCCCCCCCCCUCCCCUCCACCCCAUGUGUUGUGUGAACCAACUGCGCUAAGAGCCCCACUUGCAAAGAAGGAGACGCGGCACAAGGCAGCGAGCAGCGGCAGCGGCAGCAGCGGCAGCAGGAGGAGGAGAAGCGGCAGCAAAAUAAAGAAAAGAAAAGAAAAGAGAGAAAGAGAGAGCAGGAGAAAGAAGCAGCGGAAAGAAAGGGGCGGGGGGGGGGAAGCCAAGCUGAUCUCGGUUGAUGUUUCCACAACCUGGACUUCAAAAAACUACAGCGAAGCCCUCCGCUUUCUGCGCCCAGAAAAGUCUUUUCAGUUGUGCAAUUUUUUUUCCCCCCUUCGCAGCCUGUGUGUCAUCUGUAACCUUUUCUCCAUUCUUAUUUUGAUGGCUUUCCUGAAUGGCUAACUGUGAGCUUCCCUGGACCUGGCCCCCCGACACUCGCCUCUCCUCCUUCAACUCCUCUGCAGCAGAUCAGCUCUAAGAGAGGGAGAGAGGGAGAUCUUUGAAGAGAUUUUUUUUCCUCUCUCUCUCUCUCUCUCCCCUACCCCUACCACCCCCUUACUUUUCUGUCUUUACGCCAGACAAUCGACUCGCAAUCUGCCCCCCCCCAACACCCCUCGUUCUCCGCCUUCGCUGGCAUUUUUUUCUGUCCCCCCCAUCCCCCCUUUUCUCCUUUUUUUUAAGGGAAAAAAAAGAGAGAGAGAGAGAGAGAGAGAAACUGCUGCAAAGCUGAUCUGAAAACCAAGCAAACAAACUUUAAAAAUAAAGGGGGGACAGGCAGUUUGGAAACGGUGUCCAAUAGAUAUGGCAAUGGUAGUUGGUGCGUGGCGAGACCCCCAGGACGAUGUACCCGGAGCUCAGGGAACUCAGCCUGCUCAAGCCCCACCGGUGCAAGGACCACCCGCUGGGGCCCCUCACACACCACAAACCCCGGGACAAGGAGGGCCCCCCAGCACUCCAGCCCAGACCAACCAGCCAAGCCAGCAGAGCCAAGGAGGAGACAAGCAGCAGCAACAACAGCACAUUGAGUGUGUGGUUUGUGGGGACAAGUCUAGUGGCAAACAUUAUGGCCAAUUUACCUGCGAGGGUUGCAAGAGUUUCUUCAAGCGGAGUGUCAGGAGGAACCUGAGCUAUACUUGCCGUGCCAACAGGAACUGUCCCAUUGACCAGCACCACCGCAAUCAGUGUCAGUACUGCCGGCUCAAAAAAUGCCUCAAAGUUGGCAUGAGACGGGAAGUUUCUUCUUUAUUUACUGCAGCCGUCCAGAGGGGCAGAAUGCCACCCACACAGCCAACUCAUGGUCAGUUCGCCUUGACAAAUGGGGACCCUCUCAACUGCCAUUCCUACCUAUCCGGAUAUAUCUCCCUUCUCCUGCGAGCAGAACCUUACCCAACCUCCCGCUUUGGCAGUCAAUGCAUGCAACCCAACAACAUCAUGGGCAUCGAGAACAUUUGUGAACUGGCAGCCAGGAUGCUCUUCAGUGCGGUGGAGUGGGCCAGGAAUAUCCCCUUCUUCCCAGACCUCCAGAUCACAGACCAGGUGGCCCUCCUCAGGCUGACCUGGAGCGAGUUAUUUGUCCUCAAUGCCGCCCAGUGCUCCAUGCCCCUCCACGUAGCUCCUCUCCUGGCCGCUGCUGGCCUCCACGCUUCGCCGAUGUCUGCUGACCGAGUGGUCGCCUUUAUGGACCACAUACGAAUCUUCCAAGAGCAAGUAGAAAAACUGAAAGCAUUGCAUGUCGACUCUGCAGAAUAUAGCUGUUUAAAGGCCAUAGUCCUCUUCACCUCAGAUGCCUGUGGUCUCUCUGAUGUAGCCCAUGUUGAAAGUUUACAGGAGAAGUCACAGUGUGCUUUGGAAGAAUACGUUAGGAGCCAGUAUCCCAACCAACCAACGCGAUUCGGGAAGUUACUACUACGUCUUCCCUCCCUGCGCACUGUCUCAUCUUCUGUCAUAGAGCAAUUGUUUUUCGUCCGUUUGGUAGGUAAAACCCCAAUAGAAACCCUAAUCAGGGAUAUGUUACUGUCUGGCAGCAGUUUUAACUGGCCUUAUAUGUCCAUUCAAUAAAAUAUUGGAGAAAAAAAUUAAAAUAUAUAUAUAUUGAGAAGGGAGAUGAAAGAGAGGGAAAGGAAAGCAAAUGACAUUUGGGUUCUGGUGGUUGCUUAUAUUUCCUUCUGCUAAGGAUGUUACAAGUUUGCUAAAAGAAGACAGGGGAAAAAUAAUGGACUGUGAAUUUAAAAAAAAAAAAGACUCUCAAAUGAACUUUUACAGAAUGCAUUAAAAACUCCCGUGUCAUUAAGAGAAAAAAACUUGCUACUUGUCAUUUCUUUUGUUUAAAAAAUAAAGGGGAAAGAAAAGUAAAAG